CGCGUCUUGCCGGUUUCGAGUCACGUGGAAAGGAGUGUCCGGUGGGCAGGUUCAACCGAGCGACCCCCGACGACAACCCAUGACCGCGCGCAGCGACGUCAGCCGCAAGACGAUGGUGCUCCUCGGCGUCAGCGCGAACGAGAUGUCGGCCAUCUUGAAAAAGGUGCAGGAACACAAGGACUUUUCAGCACAUCGUGAGAUCAAGGACAUGAUUCAGUAUUUGAUGUUCCUGGCCCUCUUCAUCGUCGUGACAGUCGACGUCAGCGGCACGGCCGCCGCCGACAGCCCGUACAGGGUCACUGCCAUGCUCAACGCCCAACUCAACGACAAGCCAUUUGCGUACCAAGACGUUCGAGUACGAAAGUCAUUUGACAAGAUCAAGACAGUCCUCGAGCUACACCAGUACCUGACUGGCCCGUUCUACGACGUUGUGUACGCCAACGGCGCGUUCGAUGCAGACCAUGCAUUUCCUCCCGGCGAAUUGUACGCCAAACGCGGAUACAUUGGCGGCAAUAGCCGACUCGUUGGCCCCAUUCGAAUUGGCCAAGUGCGCGUCAAGGCCGAAGCCUGCGGUGGCGUCAUGGCAUCUGUGCCCGGCCUUUUCAACGACCCCGUUCAGUGUUUCAACGCGUACUCGGCAGCGACGGACAGCAUCGAGCCGUUCGGGCACGGCUACAAUUACACGGCGCUGUCGCCCAAGCCAGUCGAGCCACGAUUCUACUCGCACAGCCACCACUGGUAUGGCAGCCCAACGUUUGGCGUGAUGGUGCCGCCGACGGAAGACGAACAGUGUGACGUUCGCACCAAGCAAAACUGCCCUGUGUACGACCUUCUCGCAUCGCUAAAGGAGCACAAAUACUUUGACAAGGCAACGCGGGCCGUGUUUGUCGACUUGAACCUGUACACAGCGAACAUCGACCACACGACAACCGCUCGAUUGUUUGCCGAAAUGCUGCCGGGUGGCGGCGUGACGACUCAAGUGGAGUUUCUCACGUAUCGGUUGUACCCGUGGCAUGACACGGCGGACUUUGUCCAGGCUGGGUGUGAAGGGCUCAUUUACGUGGUGAUCUUGGCGCAAUUGGCGCGGGAAGCGACGGCGGUGCGCCGCGUCGGGCGCAAAUACUUUGGCGAGUUUUCAAACGUGGCUGUCGUCUGCAACGCGCUCUUGUUUCUGUUCGUGCUGGCAUUUCGCGUGUUGAGCUAUGCAACACUCCCGGCCUCGAUCUCGGACGCCGAGUUUGCCAACUUUCGGACGCCAACCAUCUACUUUAGCCUGGCGCGGUCGUGCCAGAGCUUCAACUGCUUCCUGUCGUGGCUCAAGUUGUUCAAGUUCCUCUCAUUCAUCCCGAUGUUCGGACAGCUCACCAAGACGGUCCAACGCGCCGCGGGAAAAGUGCUCGAGCUCGUCGUGAUUUUUGCCCUGACUCUUGUCGGCGCCGCCCUCGCGUUCUACUUGGCGUUUGGCAACUUCGCAGCCAACUACCACACGUUCCUCUCGAGCUUCUACACCUUGCUACACAUUGUGACGGGUGAAAUGUCGCUGGCGGACCUCCGCCUCGCGAAUCGAGUCCUCGGGCCCUUCUUCUUCAUCUCGUUUGUGUUUCUCAUGAUGUUUGUUAUAUUGAACAUCUUCAUCGUGAUCGUAUCAGAAGCGUACACGGACACGAAGAAAGAGCUGCGCCUGAUGGACGAAAUGGCCGUCGAGAGCCUGUCGAAAGCGAUCGCGCACCACUUUCUCCAUGAUUUUGUCUACCGCGUCCCAUUUCUCGGUCCGCGGGUGCUCCAGCCUCUGUUUGCGCGAACGUCGGACGCCAUUGCCAAAGUUAACUUGAACGCCACCGAAGUGACACGGCGACUCCGCCACAGCACCGCGUCGUUGGGCCGAAGCUCGGUCGUAGCCGCCACCGAGGUCAUGAAACAUGAAACAGCUCCUGUGGCAACACCCACCCAGCCGCCCCCUCCCGGCACGGACACGCCCCCAACAGUUCCGGUGGCCUCUGCCAACGUUUCCCCACGCAGGGACAGUGCAGCACAGCUGACGCCGCUGGCCAUGACGUGUCAAGCCAAGCUCCAAGAUAUCGAACAACUCAUGCCGGCCUGCCUGGAGCACCUUCGGGUGGCCAACGACGUAAAUGCGAUGAAAGUGUGGCUAAACCAGUUUCGGACGCUGAGAGCCCAACUAGACGACGCCGUCAAGACAAGCGCUGGUGUUGUUACUUGA
Molecule: messenger RNA, 2221 nt
Organism: Aphanomyces invadans
Lineage: Eukaryota; Oomycota; Saprolegniomycetes; Saprolegniales; Verrucalvaceae
Exons: 15
Coding region: 80-2221 (713 amino acids)
Cellular component (GO): membrane
Molecular function (GO): calcium ion binding
Source: RefSeq, a predicted model, not a curated record